This is a messenger RNA of Passer montanus (Eurasian tree sparrow), 1300 nucleotides long. It is a transcript of the gene PORCN, whose product is annotated as porcupine O-acyltransferase. Gene Ontology annotation, biological process: protein palmitoylation; canonical Wnt signaling pathway; Wnt protein secretion. The transcript has 9 exons. The record is from RefSeq and is a predicted model, not a curated record. Gene Ontology annotation, cellular component: endoplasmic reticulum; membrane. Lineage: Eukaryota; Metazoa; Chordata; Aves; Passeriformes; Passeridae. Gene Ontology annotation, molecular function: palmitoleoyltransferase activity; Wnt-protein binding. Bases 1 to 1068 code for a protein of 355 amino acids.
AUGGACUGGGAGGGGCUGCUGUGCCGGGAGCGCGGGCUCUCGCUGGCCUGCGCCUGCAAGGGUCCCCCCGGUGUUUCGGGGUGCCCUGACGCUGUGGGCGCUGUCCCGGCAGGGGCGCAGAUGGUGGUGGCCAUGAAGGCCGUGUCGCUGGGCUUCGACCUGGACCGCGGCGCGGGCGCGGCCGAGCCCAGCCCCGCGCAGGUGCUCGGCUACCUGUGCUCGCCCGGCUCCGUGGUCUUCGGGCCCUGGGAGCCCUUCGGCAGCUACCUGAGAGCCGUGGAGGGGCCGCCCCUGAGCGCGGCGUGGGCGCGGAAGGGGCUGCGCAGCCUGGGGCUGGCCCUGCUCUGCCUGCUGGUCAGCACCUGCCUGGCCCCGUUCCUGUUCUCCAGCCUGCUGCCCCUGUACGGGGCACGGGCCCUGCGCAGGUGGCUCCGUGCCUACGAGAGCGCCCUCUCGUUCCACUUCAGCAAUUACUUUGUGGCCUUCCUGUCCGAGGCCACGGCCACGCUGGCGGGCUCGGGCCACACCGAGCGCCACGAGCACCUGCACUGGGACCUGGCGGUGUCCCGGCCCCUGCGGGUGGAGCUGCCGCGCUCCAUGGCCGAGGUGGUGACAAACUGGAACCUGCCCAUGUCCCGCUGGCUGCACACCUACGUGUUCCAGACCGCUCGCUGCCUGGGCACCUUCGCCGCCGUGCUGGGCACCUACGCAGCCAGCGCCCUGCUGCACGGCCUCAGCUUCCACCUGGCCGCGGUGCUGCUCUCCCUGGGCCUCAUCACCUACGCCGAGCACGGAUCAGGGGUUUUGGGAGUCCCUGAGGGUUUUGGGGUCCCUGAGGUUUCCGGGGUCCCGCAGACGCUGUGGGUGCGGGCUCUGAACGCGGCCCUGGGCGCCCUGGCCCUCUUCCACCUGUCCUACCUGGGCGCCCUGUUCGAUGUGGAGGCUGAGGAUGCCGUGGAGGAGCAGGGCUACGGCAUGGCCUACACCGUGCGCAAGUGGUCCGAGCUGAACUGGGCCAGCCACUGGGUGACGCUGGGCUGCUGGGUGCUGGCCCGGCUGUUGCGCUGAGGCUCUGCGAGGCCACUGGGGGCAAACUGGGAGCACUGGGAGCCACUGGGCGCGCCUGGGAGGACCGGGCGCCACAGAGAGCGCGGCCGCUGCGGCCGCCCCGCGGGGGCCGCUCCGCGCCGCCGGCAGCGCCUCUCGAUGGUCCCGACUUCCGCUCCGGGGCUUUCCCGCGCUUUCUCGGGCGGAAGUGGCGCCGCGCGGCCGCCGUGGGACCAAUAAAGCCUCGCCUCGA